CGUACACGGUUUUCAAAUCAGUACCUACUUCGGUCUCGCUUGUUCUAUACACUUUUUGCUCACAAUGCGAAUGAUUAUUGUUCCUUGUUGUCUUGCCCUUAUGGUGGCACUAGUCACAUGCGAGGGUACUGCUGCAGAGGACACGAAAGCGGAGGAAACCCAAGUAGAGGCGAAGGAAUCGCAGAAUUUGGAGAAGCGCGGACUGCACUCCUCCUUUGGCGAUUUCGGCCAUGACUUCGGUGGACACGAUGACCAUCACCAUCACGAACACAUCAAGACGGUCACGAUCGAGAAGAAGGUUCCGGUCCCGUACACCGUGGAGAAGCACGUCCCGUACACGGUAGAGAAGAAGGUACCGUACGAGGUGAAGGUCCCCAUCCCGCAGCCCUACAUCGUCGAGAAGAAGGUUCCGGUGCACGUGAAGGAAGUGGUGAAAUACCCAGUCCAUGUGCCAGCUCCGUACACCGUCGAGAAGAAGGUUCCGUACGAGGUGAAGUAUCCCGUCGACAAGCCGUACGAGGUGAAGGUGCACGUCCCACAGCCCUACACCGUCGAGAAGAAGGUUCCGUACGAGGUGAAGGUGCACGUACCCGUCCCGUACACGGUCGAGAAGAAGAUCCCUUAUGAGGUGAAGUAUGAAGUGCCCGUCCCGAAACCGUACACCGUCAUCAAGAAGGUGCCGUAUGAGGUGAAGGUACCGGUCGACAAGCCGUACAAGGUGGAAGUCCCGAAACCGUACCCAGUGGAGGUGCCCAAACCGUACCCGGUCGUCGUCGAGAAGAAGGUUCCGUACGAGGUGAAGGUCCCAGUCGACAAGCCGUACAAGGUGGAGGUGCCCAAACCGUACAAGGUGGAAGUGAAGGUACCGUACCCAGCGCCCUACACCGUCGAGAAGAAGGUGCCGUACACGGUGGAGAAGCCGGUACCGUAUGAGGUGAAGGUACCGAUCGAUAAGCCGUACCCAGUGUACAAGGAGGUGAAGGUACCGGUCGAGAAGGAGGUCCCGUACCCCGUGAAGGUCCCAGUCCAUGUACCAGUCCAUGUUCACAAAGAAGAACACCAUGAUCAUUCGUAUGAACAUCACGAUCUGCACUAAAACCUGCGCUAUUCUACCAAUCCUUCCCCAAACCCCCAAUUCCCAUUUCCGGUAUUACCGGGGAUGGGCCACUUGUUGUCUAGUUAGUUGUUGAUCGUUCAUUAUCGCUCAUAUGCCAGGUGGACGCAUUGAAAAUGAUGGUUCCUGUCGUACGUUAACACGUCCAAAAACCUACCCCGUUCCCAUUCUCAUAUAGAAAAACGUCUUGUUUUCGCCCUCAUAAUACCUAAGAGCCGAGAUGUACAUGUUAGAAGUGUUAUUUCAUUACGUUUUCAUCCACAACCACACAAAACGCCACGCCCUUACCGAAGGGAUGGUGUGUUGUCACAAUGACCAUUCUUCAUUUGUUUUACGUUUUUACGAUCGACCAUUGCGAUUUAGAGUAGGUUUGGGCAGACGGUGGCGAAUCCACACACCAUCCAGCGCUGAUGAUCCCGGCGACUGUUCCGAGGAUAAAUCUCGCCUGGUACAUUAGGGUUUCGUGGGUUUAGCCCUGUUUCAGUCCCUAUUGCGCUCUCGUGUUGUUGAGUUUUCAUCGUAAUGUUUCCUGUUUUACCAAAGGCAAGAGUUUUUGUUUUCUUUGUUUGUUUGUUUUCGCGAUCGCCCGCUAGAGAAGUGAAAGGAAAAAUAGUUUUUUUAUGUUUGUUACAAGCUUUAUUUUUUUUUUCUUGAACUUUCGUUAAUGUUGUUGAUGUAAAAAUGGUGUUUCGCAAAAUGCAUACCCCAAAAACGGAUCGGUUCAGUUUCAACAGUUUCAAAAAGGCAAAAGACAUUACAAAAAAAACGGAAGGAUAACGAAAGCCAGACAGCUGAGAGAUAAAGAUAUAGACCAGGAGCAAAAAACACCAAACUCAAGCGAAACCGAGUGUUAUCGAUCGAUGUGAUAUGUUUGAAAUAAAAAAACAAAAUGAUGAAAAUGAAA
Messenger RNA from Anopheles funestus (African malaria mosquito), 2018 nucleotides. It is a transcript of the gene Vajk4, whose product is annotated as skin secretory protein xP2. The record is from RefSeq and is a predicted model, not a curated record. The coding region runs from base 65 to 1096 and encodes 343 amino acids. The transcript is spliced from 2 exons. NCBI's taxonomy places the organism in Eukaryota, Metazoa, Arthropoda, Insecta, Diptera, Culicidae.